Molecule: messenger RNA, 2180 nt
Organism: Ahaetulla prasina
Lineage: Eukaryota; Metazoa; Chordata; Lepidosauria; Squamata; Colubridae
Gene: PRELID3B
Product: PRELI domain containing 3B
Exons: 7
Coding region: 273-794 (173 amino acids)
Biological process (GO): phospholipid transport
Cellular component (GO): mitochondrial intermembrane space
Molecular function (GO): phosphatidic acid transfer activity
Source: RefSeq, a predicted model, not a curated record
GCUCCCUGGCCGCGAGUUCCUGGUCGGUGUCGGCGGGCUGGCGAAGGCGGCGUCUCCCCAGAGGGUUGAGAGGAAGCACCGCCGGCCUUCACGAUGAAGAUCUGGACCUCGGAGCACACCUUCGAUAGUCAAGCCUUCAGCUUUUGAAUUUCCUGAUGAUCUCCCAUCAGGAAAGUGACCCAAUGCUUGUUAUCCAAGGUCAGCUAGAUGCUACCACCUGCUGAGGGAGCCUUGAUUUGAGUCACCCCUGGAAGACUGUUACUACAGCUGCUAUGCAGAAAUACCCCAAUCCCAUGAAUCCCAGCGUAGUUGGAGUUGAUGUUUUGGACCGGCAUGUAGAUACUAAUGGAAAAUUACAUAGCCACCGGCUGCUGAGUACAGAAUGGGGAAUGCCAUCCAUUGUAAAAUCACUUAUUGGUGCUUGUAGAAUGAGAACCUAUGUUCAAGAGCACUCUGUAGUUGACCCGGUUGAGAAAAUAAUGGAGCUCAAGUCUAUUAAUAUUUCAUUUACCAAUCUGGUGUCAGUAGAUGAGAGACUAAUUUAUAAGCCACAUCCUCAAGAGCCAGAAAAAACUAUUUUGACUCAAGAAGCAACUAUCUGUGUAAAAGGAGUUAGUCUCAGCAGUUACUUAGAAGGACUAAUGGAAAACACAAUUUCUUCUAAUGCCAAAAAAGGACGUGAAGCCUUGGAAUGGGUAAUCAGCAAACUUAAUGCUGAAAUAGAAGAAUUCACUUCUUCAGCAAGAGGAAAUAUGAGAUCUCCAAUGGCAGCCGCCGCCUUUGUGGAAGAAUAGUAUAGAAGUUAUACCAAGUUGCUAGGCCCAAUAAUUUGAAAGGAACACUCUCAAGCUUCCUCAAAGCUGGAAAUAUUUAUUCUUAUACCUAUUUAAAAAAUAGAUCUGUAGCUUAGAUUUUUAAAUUAAAAUUUUGGAGAGAAGUUGCCUAAAUCUCUACCUGAAGGUAAUACGCAAGGCUUUCUGUUGAAUUGUACAUUCCUUAAACUGGAAUGCAGGCAUUCAAGACAGUUCAUGUGUUUGCAGAAUAUAUUCUGGGCACAAGAUUUUGAGCAAUUUGUUACAGGGUUUCGCUUUGAAGAACAAACGCUAUUACUUGAAAUAGGAUCUAAAGUGCUUUUUUAUAGGCUGUUUUCAUGAAAGUUACCAUUUGCUAACCUGAGAAGUUUGAUAUUUAACAUUCAUGUUUACAGAAGCACCACCGUUUUGAAAACUAUUCUGAAUGUGGCAGAAAUUGCAUGCUAUAUAAUUAGAUAUGAACUAAAAGUGGCUUAUUUUAGUUAAAUGUAAUUUCAGUUAAACUGAAAAAUUUCAGUUUUGAAAGUCUUUACUUGGUAAAGAUGGUUAAAUUGUUGAACAAUGCAACUUGUUGAACUUAAUCAUUUUGGUCCCACAUUUUCUAAGAAUCAGAAAUUGUAUAAUAAUUACAUUCAUAGGUAGAAAUCCCUCCUCCCUUGUAAAAUGCAUAAUCAUGAUUUAUGUACUCCAGACAACCGAAGUCUCUUAAAUUGUACUUUGUUGUUUCUCUUUUUACACACACAUACACACAUACACACACACACACACACAGAUUUUAUUUAGUUCUUUGCUAUAUAUCCAUACUGCCCUACUUUCUAUCUACAGAAGUCUAGGUACUUCAUAACAAAUAUAUCUAAAUUACAUAAGUAAAAGAAUAUUUCCCUUUCAAUAUCAAAAUAGCCCUUUCUUCACAGGGGAUUAUUUAUAUAUUCAAAAACUGGAAAAUCCAAAAGGCUUUUAUGUUUGUGGUACAGGUUCAAUGUAAAAUGUAAGUAUCUUUGAUGAGCAGGACACUAGUAGAACUCUGGUAUCUGUCAUAAAUGACGAGAACUAAUGAGUUGUGGACAUAUCUUAAUUUCUGAAUUCUGAUUCCUUUAAUACGCUCAUCUAUGGUGUUUAGCAUGGAAUAUUUUCUUAAGAAUGUCUGUAAAUACUAUAAUAUGGACCUGAAGCUAGUUUUAAAAGUUAACAUUUCAGUAGAAGGUACUGAUUCUUGUGAGGUGAGGUGCGAUUGCAAACAUUUACCGAUGCAUUUAAAUGUUAAAUAUUUUUCUACUGGGUUAUGUUUUGUCUUUUUCAUUUUUAAAAACUGCAAAAACAUUUUAUAGAGACAAUGUUAUUAAAAAAGGUUAAUGUUUGAUACUCUAA